AUGUUUAAGUGUGCUCGGUUUGUGGAUGCCCACUGGGCGACACUUGUCCAGAGAGUAAAGAUGGUGAUGCCGAUAGCGGAUGAGCUGUGGUCAAGUGGCAUGAUGGAGUGGGAGCCAUACUGUAAGAUCAGAGCAGCAGAUACUAACCAGGAGAAAAUGAGAGAGCUUUAUGAAGUGCUGCACUCUGGUGGAGACAAGGUUAAAUCUGCCUUUUAUUCUAGACUGGAAAAGCAUGAGUCAUGUCUGUUUAGAGCCUUGGGUAACAUUGCACAAACUGCAGAAGCUCUCAUAGAAAGCUUAAACAAAUAUAAGAAGUGGAUCCAGAGGGAAUAUGAAUAUGUGACUGAGUAUAACUCUCUGCCUGGUGGAUAUGUGCUUCUGUCCGAGCGCUACACACAACCUCUGAUCAUCAUGAGACACAGAGAAAAGAGCGAGCGAGAAGAAGAGAUGUGCUCUGUGGGAGGGGGUUUCCAGCAGCUCCUCAUCUCCAAGAAUAAUGCGGACAAAGACAGCUCCAUCCUGGAUGCGCUUUUCAGUGUCGAUAAUAAGGGGAUCAGUCCUUGUUCUGUCAUUCUCCAAGGAAACUCCGGGAAUGGCAAAUCCUUCACCGCUCAAAAGAUCAUGCUGGAUUGGGCGUCUGGAAACCUUCACAGAGAGAAAUUUGAUUGUCUGAUUCACUUGAAAUGCAAAGACCUGAACCACAUAUCUGGAGAGCAAAGCUUAGCAGAGCUUUUGAGUCACAACUCAAAUUUAACAUCGGACCAGAUCUCACAGAUCCUGCAGAAGUCAGCGGAGAAAGUUCUCAUUCUCAUUGAUGGAUUCGAUGAGCUCAGGUUUUCUUACAGUGACACCUCGAACAUGCCCAAACUCAGCCAUGUUUGUGAAAAAGCUCCACCUGAGGCUUCUCUGAAGGCCCUGUUGAGGGGCCACAUCUUGUCUGAGUCCUUCCUGCUGGUCACCACCAGAUCUACAGCUACAAAAACCCUGGGAGGUCUGCUCAAGAACCCUCAGCGUUUCACAGAGAUUAUCGGCUUCUCCGAGAAGGAGGUGGAGGAGUACUUCCAGAGGUUCUUUCAGAAUGAAGAACUCUUCAGAAAAGCUUUUGAGUGCGUGAAGGCGAAUGAAACCCUCAUCACCGCCUGCUCCAUCCCUGUCAUCUGCUGGAUCAUCUGCACGGUUAUGCGAGAGAGGUUCAGUGAUGGUGCAGAUGUAACAAGUGGACUAGAAACCACCACCUCCAUCUACGUUGACUUUGUGUCCACUCUUCUGGAGCAUCACUGCCAGGGUUUGAGUCAGUCCGUCCCAAUCCUGCUGAGGAGUCUGGGUCAGCUGGCAGAGAGAGGGAUGCUGGAACAACAAGUGCUGUUUGAAGAGAAAAGCAUGCAUGAAACUGUUUCAAACCCUGCUGGCAGUCCGUUCCUGUGCAAGUUCCUCUUUAAGAGAAGGAGCCGCCAGGAGACGAUGUUCAGUUUCAUGCAUCUCAGCUUUCAGGAGUUCUUCACCGCUCUGUACUUCAUCUCACUGGCGGAAAGAGACUUUCUGGAUAAACUAACAGAGCGGUUCCACUCUCAAACGCAAAGCUAUCUUGCUCUAUAUUUGGAUGAGAAGUUUCCAUUGAAGUAUGGAUGUCCUGAACCUCAUUUCCUGCCUGUGAUUCAGUUUCUCUGCGGUCUCUCCCAUAAAGAAGUGAGCAGCUCACUCGAAGAGACACACAAUCUCUCUGUUCCUUCCUUUGUACAGGCACAGUUGGAAGAAUGGAUCCUCCAUGUUAGCGCAAGUAGAGAUUACAAUUUCUUGCCCUUCAUUCUCCACUGUCUCUAUGAGCUCCACGAGAAGGAGUUUGUGCAGAAAGCUAUGGAAGCUUGGCAGGAGUUAGACAUGUCCUGGGAUCCACUGAGCAGGACAGACUGCUGGGCGUUGUUGUACUGUCUGGACUGCUGUCCUCACUUCAGAAACCUGAAGCUCAACUUUGCAGCUGAGGAGCUGAAGAUGCUUCAACCUGUGCUGUGCAGGACCCCAGAACUAGAGUUGACAGUGCAAAACUUUUCAGACACAGAUGUCGCUGAUCUGCUCGCAGCUCUCGGAGAAGGAAAGCGGCUUCGAGAACUGAGACUGAACAGCAGCUGUCUGUCAGAUGAAAGUGUGCAGCAGGUUCUUAAUGCUCUGCACAAACAGAACAACGUGGGUGGACUUCAGAUUGCAGUGAAGAGCAUCUCAGCUGACACUGCCCACGUCAUCACAGACUUCCUGCAGACCAAAGCCAAAUGGGAGGAGAUCAGUUUAAGGACUGAUGAUGCAGAAAGUCUCUGCUCGUCUCUGCGGCUCUUCAGCUUUGAAGGAAAGCUUGUAUUGAAUGUGGUGAAAUGGUGUUCAGACCUACAGAAUGAACCGUCACUGUCAGAAAUCCUUCUCAAAUGUCCACAUUCAAAGGCAUCCAGUAUUAAUGUCAAGAGCUUCUUGCAGGCCUUCCACAGUGUAAACUGUAUAACAGAAGAGAGUGCAGAUUUUAACAGGCAGGUCGAUGCUCUGCUGUCUCAGCUGCCAUCUGUGUCUGGUUUGAGUGCGAUAAAUCUUUCCGUUCCCGUCCUGACGGAGACUUGGGCUUCCAGAAUCCUCUUCCUCGUAGAGUCUUGUCCUAGACUGGCUGUGAUCAGUUUUGAUGCUGGUUCAAAGGGCUCCGAUGGUGCUGAGUGGCUCCCUGGUCUUUUAAUGGAGGAGGGAAUCAAGUUAUUGCAGGAAUCCGCAAAACGUCCCGAGUGCAUUAUGAACAUUAGAGGGUUCAGAUGCAGUAAAUCCUCUGACCGCUGCACUCGUCACACCAAGCAGAUCGAGGAGCUCAGCUGCAACCAGAGAGUGACCAUUGAGUUCUGUGGAGACAAAUGUACAGAAGACAUCAAAUGCAGUAAAUCCUCUGACCGCUGCACUCGUCACACCAAGCAGAUCGAGGAGCUCAGCUGA
Molecule: messenger RNA, 2958 nt
Organism: Sinocyclocheilus grahami
Lineage: Eukaryota; Metazoa; Chordata; Actinopteri; Cypriniformes; Cyprinidae
Product: NACHT, LRR and PYD domains-containing protein 3
Exons: 12
Coding region: 1-2958 (985 amino acids)
Biological process (GO): regulation of apoptotic process; innate immune response; inflammatory response
Cellular component (GO): cytoplasm
Source: RefSeq, a predicted model, not a curated record